Molecule: messenger RNA, 1965 nt
Organism: Oncorhynchus nerka (sockeye salmon)
Lineage: Eukaryota; Metazoa; Chordata; Actinopteri; Salmoniformes; Salmonidae
Gene: trhrb
Product: thyrotropin-releasing hormone receptor b
Exons: 2
Coding region: 285-1484 (399 amino acids)
Biological process (GO): phospholipase C-activating G protein-coupled receptor signaling pathway
Cellular component (GO): membrane
Molecular function (GO): thyrotropin-releasing hormone receptor activity
Source: RefSeq, a predicted model, not a curated record
CUCACAUUUACGCAUGAUAUGACAAGGAAAACUCAAUGCUUAUUUUGCAAGUGUGAGAGAAAGUGGAAAAAUAUGUUUUGGAAUUGAAGCACAAUACCUUUUAACCUUUUGGCAUGGAUGUAUUUUUCAACUAGUUGGUUGACAGGCUUACUUCCCAUAGUAUUAUAUACUAGCCUACUACCGUGUAAUAGCCUACUGAUUCGGUUAUAGGCCUACGUGUAGUGGGUAGGUUACUUUAUAAAUUAAUUGUUUUCUCUCUACUCGACAUAUUCAGAGAACUGAAAAUGGAAAAUGUUACUGAAGCUCAAGAAAAUCAGACUUGGGGGACUUGGACGGACCAAAUAAUCGAAUACAAAGUCGUGAGCACUUUGUUAGUUUUCGUGAUAUGCGCCUUUGGGAUCGUUGGUAAUGUUAUGGUGAUCUUAGUGGUGCUUACCACUAAACACAUGAGGACACCCACCAACUGCUACCUGGUGAGCUUGGCCGUUGCAGAUCUCAUCGUACUAACUGCGGCGGGCUUACCGAAUAUCACUGACAGCAUCUUCGGGUCUUGGGUGUUCGGCCGCUCAGGAUGUCUCGGAAUCACCUACCUCCAGUACCUGGGAAUCAAUGCAUCGUCCUGCUCUAUCACCGCCUUUACCAUCGAAAGGUACAUCGCUAUUUGCCACCCGAUAAAAGCCCAGUUGCUGUGCACACUGUCCAGAGCCAAGAAGAUAAUAUUGUUUGUCUGGGUUUUCACUUUACUUUACUCCGUCAUGUGGUUCUACCUGUCAGAUAUCAAAGAAGAAUCAUAUGAGAACGACGUGACCAUCGUGACAUGCAGCUACAAAGUUUCAAGACAACUCUAUUUGCCCAUUUACUUUUUGGAUUUCGGGAUAUUUUUUGUUGUGCCGCUUAUGCUGGCAACCAUUCUGUAUGGUCUCAUCGCCAGAAUCCUGAUCAUGAAUCCGUUACCUUCUGAACGCAAGGAUAAAAGUAAAAAGGAACAAAGCAACACAACGAGGGGAUGUAAAAACUCCCACCACACCAGCACUACCGCUACUUCUCGGAGACAGGUGACCAAGAUGCUGGCUGUGGUGGUGAUCCUGUUCGCUGUGCUGUGGAUGCCGUACCGCACCCUGGUGGUGGUAAACUCCUUCCUGGAGCAGGCCUACAUGAAUACCUGGUUUAUCCUCUUCUGUCGGAGCUGUGUCUACAUCAACAGCGCAAUCAACCCCAUCAUCUACAAUGCUAUGUCGCAGAAGUUCCGUGCCGCCUUCCGCAAGCUCUGCCUCUGUGGACGGAAAGGCUCUGAGAAGCCUACCGGCGGCACGUCCAGCGUGGCGCUGACCUACAGCGUGGUCAAGGACACAUCUAUGGUGGAGACUACGGACCAAUUCAACACAGAGCUGGACGAGAUCAUGGUAACCUGUGAGUUGCCUGACAAGAAGAUGGUGUUUCAGGACACCUGUGUGCACGACAAGGUGACUUUAUGCAAUGACUGAUGUUGUAAGGUUCGAGGUUCAGGGUUCAGUCACUGAAGAUGACAGCUCUUCUAAGCCUUGAGGGAUGUGCUGAGGCCCCAGGAAUUUGACUUGCUCUCAACUGUCCUGUGUCACAGCCAUUUUCACUCACACUGAAGUUGACUAUCAAGAGACCCAAGCUUGACCUUCGGUGAGUAAUUGUAAGGCCCCAUGUACAGUACAAUGUGAAGGCUAUGUGGUGACACAUUACUGUGUUGUGUUUGCUCUUCAGACACAAGUCCCAAGAGCAGACACACGUUUCAAGUGUGUGCUCUUGGGACACGGACAAUGUGAACUGCCCUGGUGUGACUCAAAUUGCACAUUUUCCACUCUUAAUGAGACCUCACUGGCAGGGUCAGAGACAAGCCUCUCUCUUUCUCUCUUUCUCAAACAAGGAAUACAGACUUAUGAGUCUAAGGCCAAUGUCCUUUAUGCAGGCCUAUUUCCACAUUUAGAUUUUUCU